This is a messenger RNA of Daucus carota subsp. sativus, 2654 nucleotides long. RefSeq names its product phosphatidylinositol 4-kinase gamma 4. The transcript is spliced from 2 exons. Lineage: Eukaryota; Viridiplantae; Streptophyta; Magnoliopsida; Apiales; Apiaceae. The record is from RefSeq and is a predicted model, not a curated record. Gene Ontology annotation, molecular function: protein binding. Bases 631 to 2319 code for a protein of 562 amino acids.
AAGAAUUACUACUAUUAUCCAUCCGUGUGCAACCGUUAAGAGGCUCCUAGUCGAUUGUAACGUCGUUAAGCCCAACGGGUCAUAAACUCACGAGUAUUAAGUAUCACCUUAAGUGUGACAUCAACGGAUCAUUUUUUGUCUGAGCUGAGAAGUCUGUCUGAAAAAGCCAAAAAAUCUGCGUUGAACCCGUAAAAAAAUGGAAGCCAAACAAUUGGUGUGACAGUUAGAUAUACGCUUCUGUAUCGUCACCAUUUUCUUUGGUUCUUGCUUUUGUCUCUGGUAAGGAUCCCCUGUAUCAAUUUGUAAAACCCUUAAGGUUCUUUUAAGAGACUAUAUGAUUUUCUUGUUAUGUAAUUCAAGUCUUCAAAUCCUUAACCUUUUUAUAAGGUAACAUUUUGAAUACUUUGAAUAUCUGGGGUUUGAUUCUUUUGUCUUCUUGAUUCAUCAAUAACAUCAAACUUUAGAUUUUGGGUUGUGGUUUUUUUUGUUUUUCUGAUUCUUGUACAGUUUGUUAUUGUUUAUUGGAUGAAAUGUAAAGGAAAGUUGAAUAUUGAGUCAGGUUUAAUAUCCUGAUUGGUGAAAUUUAGGGUGUUUUAGGAUUUGGGUUGGGAUUGUUUUUAGGGUUAAGUAAUGUCAUCAGCUGGUAUUGUUGCAAUUCGAAACCGUGAGGACUUUCGAGUUGUAUCACCUGUACUAAGCUCUGAAUUGGACGAUUCCAUCCACAUUUACGUGGCUAUGUCGGGUUCAUUGGUUCCUAUGAGGGUUCUGAAAUCGGAAUCGGUUGAAUCUGUGAAGCUUAAGAUUAAGUCCUCUAAAGGGUUUGGUGCCAAGGUUGAAAGGUUGAUUUGCAAAGGAAGAGAACUGGCGAGGGGAUAUUCGUUGCUCCGUGAUUACGGGAUCGAGAAUGGAAAUGUGCUCCAUUUGGUGAUUCGUCUUGCUGAGCUUCAAGUGAUCAGUGUUAAGACUUCUUGUGGUGAAGAGUUUACUUUGCUAGUCAAGCGGAAACGUAAUGUUGCUUAUGUGAAGCGUCGGAUUGCUAAAAAGAAUAAGAAAUUCGCUAAUGUCGAUGAGCAACAAGUAUUUUUCAAUGGAGAGCAGCUUGAUGAUCAGAGGUUCAUAAAUGAUAUCUCUAAGCAUAAUGAAGCAGUGAUUCAUUUGUUUGUCCGGAGAUCUGCAGAAAUCAGAACAACACCCCGGGACAAGAAUUUUGAGCUUUCUAUUGCAGCACCACAGUUGCAUGAAACAAAAAACUUUGACAAGGAAGUUCGCCAGAAGACUGCAGAGAGAGAUGUCUUGUUGGAACCAAUAGUUAUUAACCCAAAGGUUGAGUUGUCUUCUGCAAUUCAGGAUAUGAUUAAAUCUACAGCUGAAGGAUUGGAUAGCGGCAAAUGUCCUGUAAAAUCUUCAGAGGGUACAGGGGGAACAUACUUCAUGCAGAAUUCAACAGGGAGCAAGUAUCUCUCUGUUUUUAAGCCAAUUGAUGAGGAGCCUAUGGCUAUGAAUAACCCACAGGGUUUGCCAUUAUCUGAGAAUGGUGAAGGGUUAAAGAAAGGCACAAGUGUUGGGGAGGGUGCAGUUAGGGAAGUAGCUGCCUAUGUUUUGGAUCAUCCCAAGUCUGGUCUACGCUCCUUAUUUGGUGAGAAGAAUGGUUUUGCCGGUGUGCCUCCUACAGUUAUGGCCAAAUGUCGGCACAUGGGAUUUAAUCAUCGGGAGAACGUGAUAAAAAAGAUAGGGUCCUUGCAGAUGUUCAUGGAUAACAAUGGAAGUUGCGAGGACAUGGGACCAAGUUCAUUCCCAGUGGAGGAGGUACAUAAAAUAUCAGUACUGGAUAUAAGAAUGGCGAAUGCGGAUAGGCAUGCUGGCAACAUAUUGCUGACCAAGGAUGAGGAGGGAAAGACUAUUUUGAUUCCAAUAGAUCAUGGCUACUGUCUGCCCAAAAGCUUUGAAGAUUGCACAUUCGACUGGCUCUACUGGCCUCAAACUCGUAAGCCUUACAGUCCUGACACCGUAGAGUACAUCAAGUCACUGGAUGCAGAAGAAGACAUUGCGUUACUCAAGUUUCAUGGAUGGGAUCUACCUGUAGAAUAUGCUCGUACCCUCCGCAUCUCAACUAUGCUUUUAAAGAAAGGUGUGGAGAGAGGUCUCACGCCCUUUGACAUCGGAUCCAUCAUGUGCCGGGAAACCUUGAACAAGGAAUCUAUAAUCGAAGAGAUUGUCCAGGAAGCUGAGGAUUCAGUUCUUCCUUUCACGAGUGAAGCUACAUUCCUUGAAUCAGUCUCCCAGAUCAUGGAUCGCCGCCUUGAUGAGAUGACCAAAUAAAGGUCCAGAAAGAGCAGAUGGUAUAUAUGUGUGCAUAAGUCAAGUGUCUAAACAUGUCAUCCAUAUGUUUCAGUUAACCGAUUAUUUAUCUUUCAAAUAUGUCUCGUGUUUAGAAACUCAUUUCAGCAAUUAACUGGAACACAAAUAACUCAUCCUCAUCUUUUCUUUCACUUUGGGAUUUGAUUAUAAUAAUUAUCAAGCUCUGUUGUUGCCCUGGUAGUAUAGUACUAGUACAGUUGGAUAAACCUUUUCUUGUAUGUCCUCGUCUUGAUAAAAGAUCUGAGUUAGUAAUGGUUUUUUGUUUUUGUGGAAUUAAUGUUACUUAUUCUUUAUGA